This is a messenger RNA of Aspergillus novofumigatus IBT 16806, 4137 nucleotides long. RefSeq names its product putative cell division control protein Cdc25. The record is from RefSeq and is a predicted model, not a curated record. Gene Ontology annotation, molecular function: guanyl-nucleotide exchange factor activity. The transcript is spliced from 15 exons. Gene Ontology annotation, biological process: Ras protein signal transduction; positive regulation of GTPase activity. Gene Ontology annotation, cellular component: plasma membrane. NCBI's taxonomy places the organism in Eukaryota, Fungi, Ascomycota, Eurotiomycetes, Eurotiales, Aspergillaceae. Bases 461 to 3847 code for a protein of 1128 amino acids.
CCACCACUUAUCAGAGGUGCUCUUCUGGGAAACUCUCCUCCUUUUCGACGGAUCAAUCUGACUGUCUGACUGUUUUCUUCCUCUUUUCUCAACUUUCCUGGAGAGAGGAAAAUGAAACACUUCCAUCAAUCCUUUUGAUCGGCUGACGCUCUCAAGUGCAUUCACUCCUUAUCGAGUCCUUUCGUAUUGGUCUAUCUUAGUGACUCUUGCCACCAAUAAUUGAAUCUCACCCUGCCACCAUCUCCAACCCACCACAGUCCGUCUCCCGUUUACCGCCCCUCUCCUUAACCACCACCCACCACCACCGCUCGCUACUAUCGAACCUGUCGGAUACCUGCACUGUCUAGUCAUGAGCAACGCCUUUGUUUGAGCUCGCCAGCAUUAAUCGCAGGGCGACGCAGCCGUCCUACGUUCAUAUUUUUUUACUUUCUUGUAGAUUCUUCAAUUGCUUCGAAACUCGAUGUACGAAACCCGGGUGACAGAGCCCUUGGCUACUUUCGCUACUACUUUUGAGUUCAUCGACGAGCAAGUUCGCAGCCGUGGAAACAGUAUCUCCCGACACAGAUCCCCCAUGAAAUCCACCAGCGAUGGGCGCUACACGCCCAGCCCGGAGCCGGCGCCAGCACUAUUCGUGCGGGCCAUUCUCAGUUUUCGCAGAGAGACUGGCUGCAUCCGGGGCUGGUUCCCCAAAGAUCAGGUGAUUAGCGCGGAAUCGGCUGCCGAGCACGAGCACGAUGAAGAUGAGGUCGACUCCGCAGGGAACCCGCGCGAUUCGCAACCACUACUUCCUAUCGAAGGUGAAGAAGCCGCCUUCUGGAUCCCGCAAGCGACCCCGGAUGGCCGUCUAUUCUACUUCAACACUCUCACCGGCUACAGCACCAUGGAAUUGCCAUUUGAGAAUCCGUCUGCGAACGAAACCGGACCCUUCGACCGAAGUAACUUUUUCGUGCCGGAUCAGACUCGACCACCACCCGAAUUGAUGGCUCGCGGUUUCGAGCGCGACGAGGAUGAUUAUGAUGGCUCGGCGUCCGAGGCGGAGGGAGAGUCUCUAAUGCUGGCCUCCCACGAUUCCAUGUCUCGUCGUCGUCGCUCAUAUAUUGAUGGCGUAUCUCCUGCUACUUCCAUGGACUCCUUGCAUCCUCCAUCCGCCACCAAAUCGAUCAAUGAAGGCAAGAUCUCGCACCAAUCCAGUCGGGACCUGCAGAAAACAGCCACCGCCGGUAGCAAUACGUCCGCGGCCAUUCACAUUCACAGACCAUCCGUCUCUUCCCAAGCUCCUUCCCGCUUCGUCGAUGACGGUCUCACGGCUCCUGUCACUUGGCCGAUGCUCGUUGACAAUAUGCGUCACGCUAUCGAAGUGUAUCGGCAGACGCUGCUGGAUGGAGAUCGCUCCGAGUAUGUGAGAAAGGCGGAAGACAUAUCAGAUCAUCUUCGCAUGCUUCUUGCUGCUGGCUCGGACACUACAGACAAUCACUCUGGGAACCCGUCGAUUAUCUCGCAAAACAAGCCACUCUAUCCCCACUUCAGAGAAAUGAUGUCUAAAUUCUCGAAACUCGUCCUCUCGUCGCACGUUGCAGCUGCCGAUUGGCCAGGGCCAGAUUCCGUCAACAAGUGCUUGCAGGAGGCGGACGGCGUUAUGCAAGGAGUCUACGGCUACGUCGAAGUUGCAAGACAACAGCGGGGUGAAACCAUUCGACGUAUCGUUCCUGGAUUCGUCGUCGGAAGCUCUUCGGGAGGCGGCUGGCAAAACAAUGGUGUAUCUCUAGAUGAUUCGGGCCCGACAUCCUUUCUGGACCAGGAUGGCGCUGAUUCUCGCGUCGAACCCUCGGUGCCUCUGGACUCCGCUCUCCUAGACCAUAUCGACAUUCUCAGGAGGUCAUUUGUUGGGACUAUUCGGCGACUAGAGGAGCGAUUGACACUCAACCAGAAGAAGAUUGUUACGUAUGCGGAACAACGCGAGAUUAGUGAUUCAGUUGCUGCAGCUGCAAUCAAGGUCGUUGAACAAUUUCGUCCUUGGAUUUCUGCUGUUGAAUCCAUCAAUCUCGCACCGCUAGGAACAAGUUUCCAGAAUCCUCAGUUGGUCGAUUUCAGUCUACAGAAGCAGCGAGCCUAUGAUGCCAUCGCAGAUUUUGUCAUUAGCUGCCAGGCUGUUUCCGCCCCCCUCGGCGAUGAGUGGGCAGAGCUUCGCGGAGAUUCUCUUGAAGACCGUCUGAAUGCCGUGAGGAGUAUCGCCAGGCAGCUUGAAAACUUUGUCUCUCAGAUUGGUUUCUCCCUGUCGCUUCUUCUCGAACAGAUUCCCGAGCCUUCUACCACCUUUAGGAGUGAAAGUCGUCUGGAGGGCGACAAGGAAGCUUACAAGGGCAUCCAUAGUCGCGGUGAUUCUCAGGCAAGAAUUCCGACAGAGACGAUCGGAAUUCCAUCCUCGUAUUCCGUUGAUCCACCAUCUGAAAAAGUUCGUCGCAACAUGGAUAAGGCUCAGAGAUUCUUCGGCCAAGCCCCACCAGCCGCUAUUACUCGGGAACCUAUUCGGGAGCCUGUCCGGGAACCGGAGGAGACGCCUUGGUUCUUGAAGAUGGAUCACGAAGGGGAAGUGUUUUACGACACCAAGGCUGAUGUGCCUACCUUGAAAUGUGGAACAUUGGCGGGCUUGGUGGAGCACUUGACUCGCCAUGAUAAACUGGACGCCUCUUUCAAUAACACUUUCCUCCUCACAUAUCGAUCCUUCACGACUGCGUCGGAGCUCUUCGAAAUGCUCGCUGAGCGCUUCAACAUCCAGCCUCCAUUUGGACUGAAUCCAGAUGAAAUGCAGAUGUGGAUAGACAGGAAGCAAAAGCCUAUCCGAUUCCGAGUUGUCAAUAUCCUCAAAAGCUGGUUUGAGCAUUUCUGGAUGGAGCCGAAUGAUGAGGCGCAUAUGAAUCUUUUGGCCCGCGUUCACGCCUUUACCAAGGAUUCCAUUGCGACGACGAAGACACCUGGCUCGCCUCAACUGAUGGCAGUUAUCGAGCAGCGCCUUAAAGGUCAAGACACCACAGUAAAGCGCCUCAACAUGAAGAAGCUCAAAUUCCUGGAUAUUGAUCCCACGGAAUUCGCCAGGCAGCUUACCAUUAUCGAAUCACGCCUCUACUCUAAAAUCAGGCCCAUUGAGUGUCUGAAUAAGACUUGGCAGAAGAAGGUUGGCCCCGACGAACCGGAACCUGCUACGAAUGUGAAGGCUCUGAUUCUCCAUUCAAAUCAAUUGACAAAUUGGGUUGCGGAGAUGAUUCUCACGCAGUCCGAUGUCAAGAAGCGAGUUGUCGUCAUAAAGCAUUUCGUGAACGUGGCAGAUAGAUGCCGCGCGCUCAACAAUUACUCUACGCUCACAUCCAUUAUCUCUGCUCUCGGGACGGCGCCGAUUCAUCGACUCGGUCGGACUUGGUCUCAAGUUAGUGGCCGUACGUCUGCCAUUCUGGAGCAGAUGCGCAGACUUAUGGCCAGCACGAAGAACUUUGGCGACUCGAGUGUGUACCUAACGGACCUGACGUUCAUCGAAGACGGUAUCCCGUCUCUUACUCCAUCAGAGCUCAUCAAUUUCAACAAACGCGCCAAGACUGCCGAAGUCAUUCGGGAUAUUCAACAGUAUCAAAAUGUCCCGUAUCUCCUUCAGCCAGUCCCGGAACUACAGGACUACAUACUCAGUAAUCUUCAAGCGGCAGGUGACGUCCACGACAUGUACGAUCGGAGUUUGGAGGUGGAGCCGAGAGAACGUGAGGACGAAAAAAUAGCGAGGUAUGCUGCUGCUGCAUCGAGUAGAGACUUAAGAAGUCAUAGUACUAUGGCCAUCGCGAGCAUUAUUAUCGCAUCGCGAUGAUCAGGUCGGCUUGUCUUUCUUGUUUUCUAUCUCUUUUCGUUUUUGUUUUCUGCACCUCCGGCGUUGAAAUUCCCCAAUGAUACCCGCGAUUGACAUUUCGAGGAUUUUCUUUUUUUUUUUUUUCGUUUGCUUUUUGUCCUUUCCAAGGAUUGGUUGAUUGAAGACUAACUUUGGUUUCCUUUUUAUCCGUAGAUUACUGUCGGAAUCCGGCUUUCUAUAGUCUGGCCGCUCCCACUGUAUCGUCGUGACUUGCUACCCUAUUGGGUGUUCCAUGUCAGCGUUGCAUGUGC